UGCAAAUCAGCAUUCUUGUGAGUGUCUAUCUUAUUACAAAUGUCAUUAUAAUUAUUAAAUGCAUUAAUUAAGUGCGUUCUUCUGUGACUAAGUUCAAAUGUAUCAGUUUGACUUUCGAGAAAAUUGCUUAUCCAGUUUACAUUUCGUUCAAAUGAUGAUUUGCAUGUACCAAUCUCCCUCUUCAGUGCGUCCAUAAUUAAAAUAUAUAAAAUUUAAAAAAUUUAAAUAUUGAUUGUCCAGUGACAAUCUGUAAAUAUUGUGAUUUUAACGGUACACAAAGAGAGAUCGUGGUUGAAAAUAUAGUGAGUAUGUAGUGUAAAAAGAAAUAAAAAUUAUGCAAAAUAUUUAAAAAGGAGAUGAGCAGAUAUAUAUAAAAAAUAAAGAGUAAACAAAUAAAUUGUCCUUUAAAAACACAUGCGUACACAAACUUAUUGAGUUAAUGAUAAUAUGUGGAGUAAUAUUUAAGGAAAUAAAAUAAAAGUUCAUAAAGUUUUUUAUUAUUGCGAUGUUACCUUAGUAUGCGUCAAGAAAGCGUUGUUCUUGAAGAAUGGGACGGUGUCAGCGUGGCGGCGGGCAGCGGGAGCAGCACCAGGCCGAGGUGGAGGCGAUCAGCGGGACAGCAACGGUCCAAGUUGGAGGCGGUCAGCGGGACAGCAAACGGUCCAAGGUGGAGGCGGUCAGCGGGACAGCGACGGUCCAAGUUGGAUGGCAAUCAGCGUGAGAGCAAUGGUGCAAGGUGGGGUCGAUCAGCGGAACAGCAACGGUCCAAGGUAGAGGCGAUCAGCGGGACAGCAACGGUCCAAGGUGGAGGCAGUCAACAGGACAGCGACGGUCCAAGGUGGAGGCGAUCAGCGGGACAGCAACGGUCCAAAGGUGGAGGCGGCCAGCGGGACAGCAACGGUCCAAGGUGGAGGCGAUCAGCGGGACAGCAACGGUCCAAGGUGGAGGCGGUCAGCGGGACAGCGACGGUCCAAGGUGGAGGCGAUCAGCGGGACAGCAACGGUCCAAGGUGGAAACGGUCAGCGGGACAGCAAUGGUCCAAGGUGGAGUCGAUCAGCGGGACAGCAACGGUCCAAGGUAGAGGCGGUCAGCGGGACAGCAACGGUCCAAGUAGAGGUAAUACGAUCACCGGAACAGCCGAUAACGAUUCGAUUCAAUUUCAACACCGCGAGCCUUGCUUCUGGGUAUGCAGACGAUUCUUUGAAUCGUCCCACCAGGGGUACCAAAUUAUGUGUAGGACGCUUCACCUGUGGUAAAAGGACCUGGUGAAUAUCUCCUGUCCUUCACACAAGAGGGGAACCAGCUUCUAUAGUGGUUGAUAUAAUUAGACUCUGAUAUUCUUUGUCGAGUCGAAGCAAGGUGUAAAUCGGUGUUGAAAUGAUUAAAAUACGUGUGAGAUAAUUAGUUUAUUUAACACAAACACUAAUAUUUACAAGUAUCGUACAAAAUAAUUAUUAUUGUUUUUACUACAACAAAAAAAAACAUACAUAAAUUUGCUAUGUGCAAUUGACAGUAAAGUGAACCGCGAUUUAAGAGUGAAACAUGUGAUUAGUAACAAGUGAGAGAAGAUUCGCGUGAAAAACCGUGUAAUGCGAUAGGAAAAUACGAGACGUGAAUACUUUCAGAGUUGAGCGAGAGACGCGACCGAUUAGCUCGGUAGUUGACGAAUAAGUGAUUGAGAGACGAGAGACUAAAAACGACUUAGGCAUAAGGAUUCCUUUUUCCUUUGGGUCCCCAAAAAG
Molecule: messenger RNA, 1742 nt
Organism: Diabrotica virgifera virgifera (western corn rootworm)
Lineage: Eukaryota; Metazoa; Arthropoda; Insecta; Coleoptera; Chrysomelidae
Exons: 2
Coding region: 519-1256 (245 amino acids)
Source: RefSeq, a predicted model, not a curated record